CUAGAAUUUUCAAUAUAGAAGUAUAACGUAUAAACAUAUAAAAAGAUUUGAUCUUUUGUAUAUACAGUGUAAUUUUUCUAGCGAAGGGAUUCGGAUAGAUGUGGAGGCAAGAGCAGAGCCAAGUAGGAUCGAGGGGAAAUGUAUAUAGUAGAUGUUAUAUUUCUUUUGACUUUUUCGUAUUUUGAACCUCUUAGUGAAAAUUCUGGUCCGUGAAAUGUGAAGAGUGAAGGACACUAUUUGUCCUUACCUUUCAAGUGGUUCUUAUUGCUAUAUAGAAACAAAGAAAGUACUAGUGUUAGUGUAAAGAUGGUGAUGGCUCUUUGUAUUCUAAUGUAGUUUUUGAGAUUCUACAUGUUGGGUGGAGAUAAAAAGUAGAUAGAUAUCUGUGAAAGGGGGAGGACCCAUAUUAGUGGUCCAUUGUAAAAAGGAAACACCAGAGAGUAAUUUUCUUAGAGGGGGAAAGUGCUUUGCUUGGUCAGCAAAUGCACUAUUUUUUACACAUAUGACUUUAACUCAUUUGGCCAUUUUCAAUCACCCCUUUUCAUGACAUUAGUCCAAGAAAAAAAAAGCCUGUUUAUCUGUUGAUUUUAGAGCUUUCUUGCCAUUAAGUACUUUCAAGAAAGCAUCCAAAUCCUGCCCGAGACAAAACACUAGAAUACUUGUGCGAUAUGUUUGAUGUCUAUGAAACCAGGCCAAGGUCAUGCAAUCUUUACAGCAGAAUGCUCACAUUCAUUCCAUUUCAACUGUAUCACUUCAAAUGUAAAGCAUGGUAACCAAAUUUGUCCAGUUUGCAGAGCAAAAUGGAAAGAAAUACCCUUUCAGAGUCCUCUUACAGAUAUAUCACAGCCAAGGUCUCGGAAUGGACAAGUACAUUGGCCUCAACAUGAUGCCUGGAUGACAGUUGUAAGACAGAUCCCUCCUGCACGAUUGGAUACCAAUCGCAACAUUUCUAAUCUUUUUCAAACUGUGGAACCAAGUGUGUUUGAUGAUGAUGAAGUUGUUGAUCACCGACCCAUGGGAAGCCAGAAAAACUCGUCAACUGAUGUGACUAAUCAUCAUUCGAUGGGGGCAAUAGAAGUUAAAACAUGGCCGGAGAUCUCUGCAGUUACAAAAUCAGCAUCUCACAGCAAUUUUGCUGUUUUGGUGCAUCUCAAAGCCCCUCGUGCUGUUGGCCUUCUAAACCAGAGUGGGAUGCCAGUUACAGGUCAGAAUUCCCGAGCUCCGGUUGAUCUUGUGACUGUUCUUGAUGUUAGUGGCAGCAUGGCUGGUACCAAACUUGCUUUGUUAAAGAGAGCGAUGGGGUUUGUGAUUCAAAACUUAGGCCCUGCUGACAGGCUUUCUGUCAUUGCCUUCUCGUCAACUGCUCGUCGUCUCUUUCCUCUUCGUAGGAUGAGUGAUACUGGUAAGCAAGAAGCACUACAAGCUGUGAAUUCACUCAGUUCCAAUGGUGGGACAAACAUCGCUGAGGCCCUAAAGAAGAGUGCCAAGAUCAUGACUGAUCGGAAGUGGAAAAAUCCAGUUAGCAGCAUAAUAUUGUUGUCUGAUGGACAAGACACGUAUACCAUUAACAGUCCUAGUGUAGCUGCUACACAGACUAAUUAUCGAUCAUUACUUCCUGCUUGCAUGCAGCGUAAUGCAGCUUCUUCAGGUCUCCAUAUUCCAGUGCACGCAUUUGGUUUUGGUGCUGACCACGAUGCAGUCUCAAUGCACUCGAUCUCUGAAACUUCAGGCGGAACAUUUUCCUUCAUAGAAGCUGAGAAUGUUAUUCAAGAUGCGUUUGCUCAGUGCAUAGGUGGCCUUUUAAGCGUGGUGGUCCAGGAAUUGUGUGUGGAAGUUGAAAGCGUUCACCCUGUUUUGCGUCUCAAUUCAAUAAAAGCUGGAAGUUAUAACGCCAGUUUAGCAUCUGAUAACAGAAGUGGCAAUAUUGAAGUUGGAGACUUAUAUGCAGAUGAAGAAAGAGAUUUCUUGGUUAUGUUAGAUAUUCCUGCUGAUAGUUCGAGCAACGAUAUGAUGACCCUUGUAAAAGUUAAGUGUACAUAUAAAGACCCGACACAAUCGAACAACUUGGAUUUAGUAACCUUGGAUCAUAUUGGUGAUGUCAAAAUUGAGAGGCCUGACACAAUCGGACAACUUAUUGUGUCAAUGGAAGUUGACAAGCAGCGUAACCGGCUUCAAUCAGCAGAAGCUAUGGCUGAAGCAAGAUCUGCAGCUGAAAAUGGUGAUUUAGCAGCUGCUGUAUCUGUUCUUGAGCGCUGUCGGAAAAAACUGUCAGAAACAGUGUCUGCUAAAGCUGGAGACAGGCUAUGUCUUGCACUGGAUGCUGAGCUGAAGGAAAUGCAAGAGAGGAUGGCAAAUCGUCGUGUUUAUGAAACAUCUGGUAGAGCUUACGUCUUGUCAGGAUUGAGUUCACAUUCAUGGCAGAGAGCAACAGCUCGUGGUGAUUCUACUGAUAGUACAAGCCUGAUUCAAGCUUACCAGACACCAUCCAUGAUUGACAUGGUUAGCCGAUCACAAACAAUGUACCUCGGUAGUCCAGCUCCUCGGCCACCUCUAAGGCCUCUACGAUCAUUUCCUGCUCGACAACAGCCUAGGUGAUCCUCAACACACCUUUUCUUCCCUCUACUUUCAAGAAUUGGUUAUGUCAAGACUCUAGACUGAUUUUUUCUUUUGUUUUUUCCUCCUGUUUCAAUCUUUUCGGGUUUUGGGUAAUCAUGGGCUAAAGGGAGGUAUAUUUCUAGUAAAAAUGUACAUUAAUAAAGAAGAUUUUGGCAAGAAUUGAGGGCAAAGACAAAAGAAAAAUAGCCAGUAAAUUGGCUUCAAGAGGAAUUGAGUGAGGGUUAGCAUUGAAAAUCCUAGAGCUGAGGCUCUAUCGGAAACAGUCUCUCUAUCUCCCGAGGUAGAGGUAAGGUCUGCAUACACUCUAUCCUCUUCAGACUCCACUCGUGGAACUGUAUUGUUGACUAUUAUGGGUGUAUAAAGGAGAAAUUCUGUGUUCUCUUUUGGUGAGUUUUGGGGUAUAGUCCAUUGUAAUUGUUGGUAUACAGGGGGGGUGUUUCUUGAAUUUAUAUAUAAAAAAUUUCCUUCACUAUCCUAUGUGAAGCUCAAAUUUAGUGCAUCAAUCUAUUUAUUUUU
Solanum lycopersicum (tomato) is the source of this 3132-nucleotide messenger RNA. RefSeq names its product E3 ubiquitin-protein ligase WAV3. NCBI's taxonomy places the organism in Eukaryota, Viridiplantae, Streptophyta, Magnoliopsida, Solanales, Solanaceae. The record is from RefSeq and is a predicted model, not a curated record. Gene Ontology annotation, molecular function: metal ion binding.